AUGGCGGAGGCGUUCUGCUGCUGUGUGCUUCGUGCCACCUCGCCCUCUCUUUCGCCCUCUCGCGGGCUCGCCGCCUCCCUUUCUCCCACCUCGUCGUUGCCCGCCGUCUCCCACCUCCGGCAUCGCCCUCCUCCUCCCCCACCACCGCCUCAUCCGCCUGCUCCGCCACCCGCUCGUCCGCCUCCUCCCGCCGCCCCUCGCGCUCCCCUUUGCCUUCCUCCCGCUCGCCGCCGCCACGCCCCCUGCUCCCUCCUCCUCCACUCCUCUGCUCCCCAUCUGCUCCCCCUCCCCGCCGCCCUCCUCCCUCCCUCCUCCCGCCUCCUCCUCCUCCCGCCCUCCUCCUCCUCCCUGCCCCCUGCUCCGCUCCUUCCUCCCUCCCGCGCCUCCCGACCUCCUCCGCCCGCCGCCUCGUUCCUCCUGGCCUCGCGACCUCCAGGCGCCCGCCUCAGACCUCGCCGUCGCUCGCCGCGCGCCCUCCUCCUCCUCGCCGCGGCGGCGGCCUCCCUCGCCUCGUCGCUCUCCGCCGCCGCGCCCAGGGGCUCGACGGCGGCCGGCGCCUACUUCGUCGCCGAGGCGGGGCUCGCCUGCGCGGGCGCCGUGGGCGGGCUCUGGGCGGCGCAGAGCGGGCUCAGCCUCUACGUCGACGCGUGCGUGCCCGCGGGGUGCCACCGUCUCCUGGACGCCGGCGGCGCCGCGCCGCCCACCACGCGGUGCGACGUCGAGGAGGCUAGGCUCAGGGCCGUCGCCGUCAUGGAUCUCGCCCUGUCCGUGCACUGCGUCGUCGUGGCUGCCGUCGUGGCCGGGGUGCUCCUCGGGGUGGCGAGGUGGUUCGGGGUUGACAGCAGCGCUGGUGUGGGGAGGAGGCAUAAUGGAUCCUCCUAUGAUGCAUUGCCCACAGUGGCGUCUGCUGGGGCAAUGGCGGAGAUGGAGCAUUUGCAGGGGAAGGGUGUUGUUGGCAAGAGCGUGGCGCAGGAGUGA
This is a messenger RNA of Miscanthus lutarioriparius, 978 nucleotides long. NCBI's taxonomy places the organism in Eukaryota, Viridiplantae, Streptophyta, Magnoliopsida, Poales, Poaceae. The record is from the annotation of a GenBank genome assembly.